UCCGUGAUUAGAACCAUGCUUGGUUUAAAUUGUUAGUAUAGGUUGGUGUAGAAAGUAUGCGUAUUAUUGUGUGAGUGUUUCCGUUUGAAUUUUCUUCUGUUAGACGAGUUAUUGCGUAUAUUCGUUACAGAUGGCUGGUAUUUCUGUUGCAAAAUCAUGGCAAGUUAUCAGACCACAUGUACCAAUGAUAAAAUUCAGAAAAGGAGGUGCCUCAGUCACAGACACACAAGUCUCUGGAACAUCAGCAUCUCAGCAUGCUGCAGGUUCAGCUGGAGCAGGCAAGAAACCCCAAGUUACUUUAAGACCUGUAAUUGAAGACUACCAGCUUCCACUACGGUAUCGCAGGCAGCCAAUUGAUGAAAAAGAAAUUGCCUAUAUCAAUAGAGGUGGACCAGAGUGAAUCAGGAAGCUGCAUGAGAAGACUGUAAAACAGCACCUACCAGUUGUGAUUAGUUUUGCAACACCAGAUUUUAGUGCAUUAAUUACAUAUAUUAGUUUAUUGUGAGGAAUGUAGAAAGUAUUUGUACAUUGCAGAGUCUGAAACAGUGAUUGUUGAUUUUGUAUUAUACAUAAAUAAAUUAUUUUUGGGUUAUACAAAAUAUUGCACUAUUCAGUAUGUACUUAUAGUUAAUAUUGUACUGAAAUUGUCACUAUCCCAAAUUUACCUGUGUAAUGCAAGAAUGUGAAACAUAUAUCUGGAACCAACUGAAUAAAGGUGGAACCUGAG
Messenger RNA from Cryptotermes secundus, 727 nucleotides. Its product is annotated as 28S ribosomal protein S36, mitochondrial. The record is from RefSeq and is a predicted model, not a curated record. The transcript has 4 exons. NCBI's taxonomy places the organism in Eukaryota, Metazoa, Arthropoda, Insecta, Blattodea, Kalotermitidae. The coding region runs from base 131 to 400 and encodes 89 amino acids. Gene Ontology annotation, biological process: 2-oxoglutarate metabolic process.